Molecule: messenger RNA, 2430 nt
Organism: Eutrema salsugineum
Lineage: Eukaryota; Viridiplantae; Streptophyta; Magnoliopsida; Brassicales; Brassicaceae
Product: U-box domain-containing protein 35
Exons: 11
Coding region: 142-2259 (705 amino acids)
Biological process (GO): protein phosphorylation
Molecular function (GO): protein kinase activity; ATP binding
Source: RefSeq, a predicted model, not a curated record
UCUCCUCUCUUCUUCUAAAUUUCUCUCCCAUUUUCAUUAUCAUUUGGUGCCCUUUUUUCUUCCUUCAGAGAAUAAAAGUCUCUAUGUUUUCUUGAGGAACAAGUUUCAGACGUUUAUCAUCUCCUAAAGGAGGAAAAAAGGAUGGCCGCAAGAAGAGUAAAAGGAAAAGACAGCAAUGCCGUUACCGCCAUAGCCAUUGAUAAAGAUAAAAACAGCCAACACGCUUUGAAAUGGGCCGUUGAGAAUAUCGUCGUCGAUUCUCCAAACUGUAUCCUGCUCCAUGUUCAAACCAAAUUGAGAAUAGGUGCAGGAGAGAACACAGAAGCACCACAUGACAACCAAGAAGAGGCUCAUCAGUUUUUCCUUCCCUUCAGAGGAUUCUGCGCAAGAAAAGGGAUUAUAGCAACGGAGGUUCUUCUUCACGAUAUUGACAUCGCAAGUGCAAUUGUUGACUACAUCACCAACAACUCCAUUGCUAAUAUAGUCCUUGGAGCCUCUGCACGAAACUCCUUCCUCAAGAAGUUUAAGAGCGCAGAUGUGCCAACGACUCUGCUUAAAACAACACCAGAUACAUGUGCUGUCUUUAUUGUGUCUAAAGGGAAGCUCUUAACAAGCAGAUCAGCGAGUAGGCCACAAACACCUCAACAGUACUCUCACCAGCCUUCAAAACAACCCGUAGUACUCUCUACGAUAUCGGAUCCUGGCCCGACAAGCUCCACGUCCAGUGAAUCCGGAAGGUCAUCUCCUGCAUUAAACGGAGAUUUCUCUCCACCACCUCAUUACAAGCCAUCUCUUAAUAUGAGUUCUCCGUCAGGGUUUAGCAAUGAGUUAUAUACUAGCGGUCAUAGUGCUGAAUCAAAUGCGAGUUUCUACAGCAUCCUAGGACGAUCCGCCUAUGGAGGAAGCUCGCAGUCUUCUACAUCCAUGUCCGAGAUAGCCGAUGGAGAGGAAAGCUUAUCUGGGAGCAGUAUGACUGAACUGAAUCAAAACCUUGAAGCAGAGGUGAGAAGAUUGAGAAUUGAAUUGCAACAGUUUAAUGCUUCCAUUGGCAGAGAAAAUGCCCCUCAUCUUCACGGACCUAGAGAUACCUCCGAAUAUGAAAAGUUGGAGGAAGCAAAGGUAGCAAGAGAGAUGCUUAGGGCAUUGUCUGAGAUGGAUAAGCAGAAAACACAGAGUGCGAUCCAAGCCACUGAAAUGGCACAACGACUUGCGGAAAUGGAGAAGCAGAAGAGAAGACUUGUGGAGAUGCAGGCCAGGUUCAGGGAACAGGAGAUGGCCAAUAGCGUAUCCUACAGACGAUACAGCAUCAAAGAUGUCGAAGGUGCAACCGACGGUUUUUCAGAUGCUUUAAAGAUAGGUGAAGGAGGGUAUGGACCUGUGUAUAAAGCCGUUCUUGAAAACACUUCUGUUGCCAUCAAAAUCUUGAAGUCAGAUGUCUCACAAGGCCUAAAGCAGUUCCAACAAGAGAUCGAGGUUCUAAGUUGCAUGAGACACCCUAACAUGGUGAUCCUCCUCGGUGCUUGUCCCGAAUAUGGCUGCCUUGUGUAUGAGUACAUGGAAAAUGGAACACUAGAAGAUCGUCUCUACUGCAAAGACAAUACUCCACCAUUAUCUUGGAGAGCACGGUUCAGAAUCGCUGCUGAGAUCGCCACAGGACUUCUUUUCCUUCACCAGGCCAAACCCGAGCCACUAGUACAUCGAGAUCUGAAGCCAGCAAACAUUCUGCUAGAUAGACAUUUCACCAGCAAAAUCAGUGACGUUGGUUUAGCUCGGUUGGUACCUCCCGCUGUUGCUGAUAGCUUCACCCACUAUCACAUGACUGCUGCAGCCGGUACAUUUUGUUACAUUGACCCUGAGUACCAGCAAACGGGAAUGCUUGGAGUGAAGUCUGACUUGUACUCAUUUGGUGUGAUGCUUCUGCAAAUCCUCACAGCGAUGCCAGCAAUGGGUUUAAGUCAUAGAGUAGAGAAAGCAAUUGAGAAAAAGAGACUCAACGAAGUCUUGGAUCCAAAGAUAUCAGACUGGCCUGAAGAAGAGACUCUGGUGCUAGCUCAAUUAGCAUUGCAGUGCUGCGAGCUGCGGAAAAAAGACAGACCUGAUCUUGCUACCGUUCUGUUGCCUGCACUGAGCAAGCUAAGAGACAUUGCAACAGAAGAUCAUCAAGUGCAUAACAACUCGAAUGAUACAGUUUCUGUUUCAGAUGCUCAGAAUUCGGUUCCUCUUUCCCCAGUAUCUUCUUCUCAGACAGAGGAUGCAUAAAGAAACUCCUGGCUAUGAACUUGCCAAGUUUAAGCAUUAGAUGCCAUCCCACACGUACCAGAAGAAGGCGAUCACUAUUAUCAUAAACAAGCCAAAAUGUUGAUCUGCCAUAGUGUCUGGAGUUACUAUCUUGUAUAUGAAACACACUAUUUUUUUUUUGGUCUCGUGAAA